Molecule: messenger RNA, 1371 nt
Organism: Zygotorulaspora mrakii
Lineage: Eukaryota; Fungi; Ascomycota; Saccharomycetes; Saccharomycetales; Saccharomycetaceae
Gene: CAR2
Product: ornithine-oxo-acid transaminase
Exons: 1
Coding region: 1-1371 (456 amino acids)
Cellular component (GO): cytoplasm
Molecular function (GO): L-ornithine transaminase activity; pyridoxal phosphate binding; identical protein binding
Source: RefSeq, a predicted model, not a curated record
AUGCUAAGAACUGUCACAUCAAGCUUCGCCAAUAGUGGCAGAACAAUCAGGAGAACAGCCGUGAGAAUGUCGUCUACCAAGUUCAAUCUAUCUUCGAAAGAAACCGUUGCUUACGAGCACAAGUAUUCUGCCAACAACUACCAUCCAUUGCCGGUCGUCUUCCACAAGGCUCAAGGUGCACAUGUGUGGGAUCCAGAGGGCAGGGAAUACCUCGAUUUUCUAUCGGCGUAUUCAGCUGUGAACCAGGGCCAUUGCCAUCCGGACAUUGUCAAGGCGCUCGUUGAGCAAGCGUCCGUGUUGACACUCUCUUCGAGGGCUUUUUCCAGUGACAUGUUUGCGGCGUUUGCUAAGUACGUUACAGAGUACUUUGGUUACGAAAAGGUGUUGCCAAUGAACACAGGUGCAGAAGCUGUUGAGACUGCACUAAAAAUCGCCAGAAGAUGGGGUUACGAGGUCAAAAAAAUUCCUGAAAAUGAAGCUAUCAUUCUGGGUGCUGAAGGUAACUUCCACGGCAGAACGUUUGGUGCGAUUUCACUUUCAACUGAUGAAGAGGACUCGAGGAAGAAUUUUGGUCCUUUCUUGAAAAACACAACUGCGCAAAACCCAAAGACGUCUCAUCCAAUUCGUUACGGUGUUAUUGAAGAUAUCGAAUCAGUAUUCAGCAGUCACGGUGACAAAAUUGCUGCCUUGAUCCUAGAGCCAAUCCAAGGUGAGGCUGGUAUUGUUGUUCCACCAAAGGACUACUUGGGACAAGUGCAAAAAUUGUGUCGUGAACACAACAUCCUAUUUAUUUGUGACGAAAUCCAAACAGGUAUUGGUCGUACCGGUAAAAUGUUGUGCUACGAACAUUCUGAAGGUGUUAAGCCAGAUCUCGUUCUUCUUGGUAAAGCAAUCUCUGGUGGUGUUUUGCCAGUUUCCUGCGUUUUGUCAUCUGAGAAAAUCAUGUCCUGCCUAGCUCCAGGCUCUCACGGUUCUACCUAUGGUGGUAAUCCUUUAGCAUCUCGUGUUGCUAUUGAGGCACUAGAAGUGGUUAAACGUGAAAAUUUGGUACAAAAAGCUGACAGUCUAGGUAAAUUAUUGCAAAAUGAAUUGACUAAAUUACAAGAAGAGUCAGAUGGUGCCAUCUCAGAAGUUCGUGGUCGCGGUCUGUUAACUGCAAUUGUUAUCGAUCCAAAAAUGGCCAAUGGACGUACCGCUUGGGAUCUUUGUCUAUUGAUGAAAGAUCACGGUGUUUUGGCAAAGCCAACUCACGAUCAUAUUAUCAGAUUGGCUCCACCACUUGUUAUCUCUGAGGAAGAUCUGCUAAAAGGUGUCGAUGCUAUAAGGCAGAGUUUGAAAAAACUUCCAACUGCUCCAAUUAGCAAACAUUAG